GGCUGUGGCAGUGGCAGUGGCCGGGACUGGGCGAGUUGGAGCGAGAGGCGGCGGUGGCACAGCUGCGGCGGCAGCAUGGCUUCGUCGCAGGGGAAGAACGAGCUGCUCUUCGCCGACUGGAUGGCAGCGCUUCCCGGCAGCCUGCACAGCACCCCGCUCACCAACCUGGCCAUCCCCGGGUCUCAUGACUCUUUUAGCUUCUACAUCGAUGAAGCUUCUCCAGUUGGGCCUGAACAGCCAGAGACAGUCCAGAAUUUUGUGUCAGUUUUUGGGACUGUGGCUAAAAAGCUGAUGAGGAAGUGGUUGGCUACACAGACCAUGAACUUCACCAGCCAGCUAGGGGCAGGUAUACGGUAUUUCGAUCUCAGAAUUUCCACCAAGCCCAGAGACCCAGACAAUGAACUCUACUUUGCUCAUGGUUUAUUCAGUGCCAAAGUCAAGGAAGGUCUGGAGGAGAUCAAUGCAUUUCUCACUGAUCAUCCAAAAGAAGUGGUCUUCUUGGACUUCAAUCAUUUCUAUGGGAUGCAGAAAUGUCAUCAUGAAAAGCUUGUCCAGAUGCUCAAAGACACAUACGGAAACAAAAUGUGUCCUGCUAUAUUUGCCCAUGAAGUCACCCUCCAGUACCUAUGGGAAAAGGAGCACCAAGUGCUAGUGUUCUACCACAGUCCAGUGGCUGUUGAGGUAGCCUUUCUGUGGCCAGGCCAGAUGAUGCCAGCUCCCUGGGCAAACACAACAGAUACGGAAAAGUUGAUUCAGUUUCUGCAGGCAUCAAUCACUGAAAGAAGAAAGAAAGGCUCCUUUUUCAUCUCUCAAGUAGUGCUGACACCAAAGGCUAGUACGGUGGUGAAAGGGGUUGCAAGUGGUCUCAGAGAAACAAUCACAGAAAGGGCUCUUCCUGCAAUGAUGGAGUGGGUCCGAACUCAGAAAGCAGGAGAAAGUGGUGUGAAUAUUAUCACUGCAGAUUUUGUAGAACUUGGUGACUUUAUCAGCACAGUCAUAAAGCUCAACUAUGCUCUGGAUGAAUGUGAAGAUGACACUACUUGAUAAUACUGUGAUAUGUGUGUUGUUGCAUUAUUCAGAAUUUGAAAAAAAGAUUGUAUUCUAAAAGGAUUAUAUUGUAACACACUCAUUUUCUUGUAACACACUGAGGUGUUUAGGGCUUUAGUGGGUGGGCAUAAUGGAAAUGUUUUCAUCAUUUAUGAUCAUUUUUCAUAUUUGUGUUUCAUGUGAAGAGCAAAACUAAACAUGUUUACAGUGUUUGAUAAAAGAAGGCCAUUUACAGGUUCUCCAUGAGGUACCAAAUGUGAUUCAUGUGUCUUCUGUGGUUAUGAACAGUGCCAAGAAAUUUGUUGUUUUCAGAGCAAGGGGAUGUAUAUAUUGUCCUCUUCCUGCUCAGAGCAGGAUUCUUCGUGGUGUGAGCAUUGCAGCAGGAGACUGAGGACAGUAUAUCUGGCAUGAAAAUUUUAAGCUGCUACAUUUCAUCUGUUAGGUAGUUUAACUGAUCACAUUUAUCAAUGAGCUGCAGGUUUAAAUGCCUUUGUGAUGUAAAUCCAAAGUCAUGCUUCUAACACAUGCAUAAUCAGUGGACAGUAAACAUGAUGUACUGUGUAGCUUGCACAAAGCACAGACUAAAUCCUGCUUGUUUUUCAUUCUCAAAAUGGGGUUCUCCAAUGUCUCUGCCUCAGGUCAAGUCAGCAGAUAUGUGAUACUGGCCGAACUCUAACUGUAAUCACAGAAUGGCCUGGGUUGGACCCUUAAAGAUCAUCUAGUUCCAACCGCCUGGCUA
Molecule: messenger RNA, 1786 nt
Organism: Corvus hawaiiensis (hawaiian crow)
Lineage: Eukaryota; Metazoa; Chordata; Aves; Passeriformes; Corvidae
Gene: PLCXD3
Product: phosphatidylinositol specific phospholipase C X domain containing 3
Exons: 3
Coding region: 76-1044 (322 amino acids)
Biological process (GO): lipid metabolic process
Cellular component (GO): synapse
Molecular function (GO): phosphoric diester hydrolase activity
Source: RefSeq, a predicted model, not a curated record